This is a messenger RNA of Myodes glareolus (Bank vole), 2098 nucleotides long. The record is from RefSeq and is a predicted model, not a curated record. NCBI's taxonomy places the organism in Eukaryota, Metazoa, Chordata, Mammalia, Rodentia, Cricetidae.
AUGGGAUUUGUAGUUUCCCCGGCGCUCUCCACCGUGCUCAUCAGACGCUCGAGGACUACAAGUCUCGGCUACCCCGGCGCGGAGAGCCCGGUCACGUGUCAGGGGGCCGACCGGGCGUGCGUGCCGCCGUUGAUCCGGUGCUGCAGUGAGGUGGUUGUCGCCCGUGUUGUGUGUGUGUGAGUGUGUGUGAGUGAGUGAGUGAGGGAGCGAGUGAGUGAGUGAGUGUGUGCGUGGGGGCACUCGGCUUGUUGUUGUCGGUGACUUCCCCCUUCCCUCCACCCCUCCCCUCCCCGGCCGCCGCUGCAGUGGCCGCUCCCUGGGCCGUAGGAAAUGAGCGAUAACGAUGACAUCGAGGUGGAGAGCGACGAAGAGCAACCGAGGUUUCAAUCUGCGGCUGACAAACGGGCUCACCAUAAUGCACUGGAACGAAAACGUAGGGACCACAUCAAAGACAGCUUUCACAGUUUGCGGGACUCAGUCCCAUCACUCCAAGGAGAGAAGGCAUCCCGGGCCCAAAUCUUAGACAAGGCAACAGAGUAUAUCCAGUAUAUGCGAAGGAAAAACCACACGCACCAGCAAGACAUUGAUGACCUCAAGCGGCAGAAUGCUCUUCUGGAGCAGCAAGUCCGUGCACUGGAGAAGGCAAGAUCAAGUGCCCAACUGCAGACCAACUACCCCUCCUCAGACAACAGCCUCUACACCAACGCCAAGGGCGGCACCAUCUCUGCCUUCGAUGGAGGUUCAGACUCCAGCUCAGAGUCCGAGCCUGAAGAGCCCCAGAGCAGGAAGAAACUCCGGAUGGAGGCCAGCUAAGCCAUGCGGGGCAGGCCAGCAAUAAAAACUGUCAACUCCACCGCCUCAUCCUCCUCAGUUCAUCAUUAGAACUCGCAAACCAUUGACAGACUCUUUAGUUUCCUCUCUCUUUAUUAAUUGUUAUUUUUGCAUAGAAGCUCUUGGACAACAGCUCUCAUCCCUUCCCUGUGUCCACUAUUUUUAAAUGUGUUCCCUUCAGGGGUUCCUGUCCCCACCAGAAAUUUUAAACCAAAACACCCUAACUUGGCAGCUCUUUCUGUGGAGGACAGACAGCCGGCCAGACCUCUGAGUACAUGGUGUCCUGCCCACCCCACCCCCCAACUCCUCCUGCCUUCAGAGUGUGCCUGGAGGGCAUCUGCCCGCUAGGCCCCUCCCAGUCCUCUCACCUCUGUUUGGUGGAAUUUGUGACUCUGAACUGCUCUACUUUGGCAAGAUGACCAGAUUGGAGUAAUCAGAAUUGCCCCUCCUCUGUAAGGAUUGGUUUUUGGAAACACCAUCUAUCGCUCCUGUUGAAAGACCAACAGAUUCUUGAAGAAGUUUGUGGUGAAAAGGAAAGCAGGGACAGAUUUGCAGAAUCCUUGGCAUGUUUCACGCUUCAGUUGUUUAAGCCUGCAGAGCCAGCCUUACAGAAGGUCACGUGACACUGGUAUGUAUAGGAGAUGGCAGCAGUGAAACAGCCACCAGGAGUGGUAGGGGUGGUUAUGUGUGGGCGGGACAGGGAGGGAGGGAGUCAUAGGAGGGGUAGAGGUUUUGUAUUAAGGGCCAGUGAUGAUGUUUUGAUAUUUAUUUCCUGCUACUGAAAUUUGAAUCUGAAUGAAAUGCCCCUAUUUCUGAUGAUGUCGAUACUGUAAAGCGACAGAUUCAUAAAGUAAUGAUCAAAUCUUCAUUUCUUUCUGCGUGUAUUUCUAAGAAAUAGAGCCAACUAUUUUGUAUGUAAAUACCAAGAGCGACUUACCUGGUACUAAACCCACAGCCCACUACAGCCUCCCUCCCUCCUUGCCUCCAGUCCUGGAACUUGUCGCCACUGUGGAUCCAGCCCUGGCUCUGGCUGUGGUCAACAGAGCCCAGUGAAGGGUUUCAUGUCUUCAGGCUUCAUUUCUUUGUCUUUUCCUACUCUGUUGCCAGCAUUUGCUGAUUUCUAGUGUAUACUCUGUAGUCUCAGUCGGUAUUUGAUUCCAUUCCAUGGAAAUAAAAAGUAUGUUGUACAUACUGCCCAAGAAUUGUCUUGCAAGUUAAGGCUUCCCCCUUUACUAUAAGAAUAUAAAUAAAAACUUAUUUUAUCCUU